UAUGGUCAUACAGCGCAGCUGGAAGAUUCUAAGCGACGCGGCGAGCACAGCGCACAACAGCAGCGGCAGCGAUGCACAGCAGCGUUCGCCUGGAGCACUGCAGGCCAAUUCCUCGUCGGAUGACUCGGACUGCUCCAAUCAGACGACGCACUCCAUGGACACACGCGCAGCCAGUCCCAUGAAACAAACGGAAACGGAGGCGACGACGGAGAACGGAACGGAGACCGCACUGAAAUUUGUAACCACUUCGGAAAUGGCGGAGACAAUGCUGCAGCGCAUCCGUCAACGUUACAACGGCGUCCACAACAUGGAGAGCGGCGGCAGUGCCGAGUCGGCGAUGCGAGCUCUGGAGCUGUUGCGCAUCAGCGUGCAGCAGGCUUUCGAUGCAGAGGUCAAUGACAUUAUCAAGCGUUAUAUGAACAACUACUUCAAGCCCGCCUUUGGCAACAUCAAAGAGAAUCUAGGACAGCAUGCCGUAAACGAGGAAACGCUCCAGAAGAUGUCCUCCUGUGCCCUGCUGGAGAAUGCCAAGGCGCAGUAUACGAAUUUUGUGUUGCGACAACAACGACCCAUCGGUGCGGCAACAACCACAGUUGUUACGGAACAGCAGCGUCUGGCGUUGAAGCGACCCGCCAAGCCGCUCGACUACAACACCAGCAAAAUGUUCAACAACAGCAUGUGCUAUGCUGUGGCCGCGGGCAAACCCAUGACCUGCGCUGCAAAUGUGCAGCAGCAGCAGCAAUUGCGGCUGCAGCAGCAUCAGCAGCAACAACAACAUCUCCAACAACAACAACAACAACAGCAGCAGCAGCCGCAUUUGUUGCAAUUGCAGCGCACACCGCUUAUAAGUGGUCCAUUGCCCACGCCCGUGCGUCGUCAGAUCUUCUGGAACACCGCACAAAUCUCCACCAGCACCAAAUUUGUGCUGGACGUGCAGGCGAAUCUGGCCUUUGGCUUUAGCAUUGAUGGCAAGGAGCUGGGCGGCGCGCGUUUGGCCAGCAAACAUCCGGAGAUAAUACGUUAUCUACCCGACGCCGAGGAUCGUGAGUGGCUAUCGGCACGUGGCAUUAUACCAGCCGAGAGUCGCAGUUCGCGCUUCUUGUUUCUCAUCUACGACGAGGUCUGCCGGCUGCAGCAAACCCACGAGCUGUACCGGCACAAGACCAACAUUGAUCUCAGCAUGAUGCUCACGUUCAAUGUCACCGAGACCAUGAUACAGAAAAUGAAGCUCUUCUUUGUGGACUUGAACAUCAAGAGUCGCGGCCUGAUCACCAACUCGUUUAUAAUGACCACUAAUCAGCAGCAGCAGCUGCAGCAGAUUCACCAGCAACAGCAGCUGCAGCUACAGCAGCAACAGGCGCAGCAGCAGCAGCAGUUGAUCAGCAACAACAACAGCCAUUUGCGCAAUGCGCUGCUCCAGGGCGUGCCCGCUCAGCCGCAGCAGACGCCAACAGCCACAGUGGAGGAUGCCGCCGCCGCCUCCUCUAAAGAGCUGCCUGCCACAGCCGCAACGCCCUGUUUACAGGGCACCGUCGUGGGCAGCAGCACCACAAAUCCGCUAAAGGCCAAGCUCCUGGCCAGCAGCUCCUCGGCGCUCAGCUCAUCGCAUGCCACGCUCACCGCGCUGCUUAACCAGGGCGGAGUUGCCACCGGCUCGGUGCCAGCCAGCAGCAGCAAAUUUCGCAACUAAUCGCGUGUCAGUUGCAAGUAUAUAAAUGCUCGUAAUAAAUAACAUUUGAGUAGCUUGCGUUCAAGGGUUUAAUUUGUUGUUGUGCCAACUAUUUUCGUCACGCUAUCAUAUCGCAUUAAUUGAAACCAUCGAGCAAUCCAUUGGGGCUUAAAUGUUGUAUUUAGUUAUUAAAAAAAAGGCAGCUACACUUAAUAAAUGUACAGAAUAAAAGUCUCUGCCUAUUCAAUAAAAAACUCAAUAUGCAUAAA
Molecule: messenger RNA, 1938 nt
Organism: Drosophila montana
Lineage: Eukaryota; Metazoa; Arthropoda; Insecta; Diptera; Drosophilidae
Product: forkhead box protein P2
Exons: 3
Coding region: 2-1690 (562 amino acids)
Cellular component (GO): nucleus
Molecular function (GO): DNA binding; nucleosome binding
Source: RefSeq, a predicted model, not a curated record